UGCUUGAAACCUGGGGAGAUACACAGCUGCGCCAGAUACAUGGGGAAAUUCGUGGUCGGCCUCCCCACCCCCGUGGCCUGGGCUCCAAUCAGUGUGCGCGCUGGACGUCUUGCCCCACGUCCCCUUUCCCUCUGUCCCGGGGCGUCCACGGGAGGUGACCAUGGCUGCAGGCUGGUUUUCUUUAUUCAAAGGUUAUAGGCGAAGUUGCACUGGAUGCACAGGUGCAAUGGCAGCCCUGUUGGCGUCCGUGGGCAUGUCCUGAUGGACCACCUGCACUCGGCUGCAUUGGACAGACAGAGGGCUUCCUGGCUCUUUGACCCACCUGGGCCGGCAGAGGAGCGCUGGUCAAUACCACCGGGGGGCUUGCUGCCUCUUUCCCUCAGCUCUCCAGCCCCACGACCCAAUCGGAGAAGAUGCUCCCAGCACCCACUGGCCACCGAGGACCCCAACAAGGAAGCCCAAUUUGGAGACAAAGGCCGGACGCUGGGGACAAAUACUCAUGGCGAUUGUCGGCGGGAGCGGCCAGGCGGCCAGGCGAGGCCCACAAAGGGGCGGGGGCGGGGCCGGGAAUGGGCCUGGGCUGCACUUGCCACCGUUGCCCGGGCGACGGCCCUCUCCGGGAGAGGUCUGCUGGGCCAUUGUCCGGGGCACACAGGACGUGUCAUACACCAGAUGGCCGUGUGCUGUGGAAGUCAGUUACGGGGCGGAGUGAAGGAAUGCGGCCGCACGGCGGGCCGGGGCGCCAUCUGUUCCCUCAGACCGCGGGCACCGGCGGGCGUUGCGCGCCCGGCCGGCCGGCCCAGCCUCCACCGCGGCUUUAAUUAGCUAAUUCCAUAAUUGGGCUUUAUUUCAGGUAAAUUGCAUUUCACACCCGAGAGGGCUGCAAUGGCCCGUCCAGGAGUGACGCGCUCGGGGCACUUUGCGCGCCGUCGAUAAUACGCACAACAAAGCGGCGCUGGGUGCAGGGGCCGCGCCCGGCCCAGAUGGGCGGCCCGCGAGCGGGAGCGGGCGCAGCGCGGGCUGGGGGCCGGCGGGCGGCGGCGGGGCGGGGGCUGCGCGGAGGGCCCGCGCUCCAGCCAGCCGCCUCCUGGGGUUUCCACAAAUAUUUACUCAACAAGGAAACAACAGCUUUUGCCUUUCCAGUAAUUGUUGCCCUUGCCCCUCCCCCCGGGGGGUGCCGGCUGGGGAGGCCCCGGGCCCUCCCUGCCCACCCCUCCCUCCUUGAAGGGCCCUGCGGCCUGGGGCGGGGCGGGGGGCUUGUCUCACGGGGAGCUACCCAGAGAGCUUGCUGCAGGAGGGGGCUUGGCUCCAGCAGAUGGCGAGGGGACCAGAACAUCCAGCAAAGACACCAGUGAGCGCAGAGGCUCAGAGGGCGGGCUGGAGUCGGGGACAGGGACAGCCAGCCUGCACGUGCCCCCGGUCACUGGGGCCACCCCACCCCCAACACCCCAAGGCCAGUGGGUUGGGGUUUCUGGCCACCUCCCCUGGCCGGGGUGGGUGCAG
Molecule: messenger RNA, 1503 nt
Organism: Sus scrofa (pig)
Lineage: Eukaryota; Metazoa; Chordata; Mammalia; Artiodactyla; Suidae
Source: RefSeq, a predicted model, not a curated record